AUUCUAGCACUUUAAGUCAUUGAUUGGAUGAUCUAGUCUUGUGAGGCCAAUUAAUGCAAGCACCAUUUCGCCUUAUGAAAACACCAUUUUCCAAGAUGACGGUAGUAGCAUCCCAAAUUGUUAAAUUUUCCGGGAAGCAUUCCCCAGGGCCCUUGUUUUUGAAUUUCCAGGAUCUGCCCUGACUGCCAAGAAGCCUUGAAUAAUAUAAACUGUGUUCCUCUUCAACGUGAACGGAAAAACUUGUGACAUACCAACGGGUAUAUCGUUCAAGUUUGUUUCUUUUUUCUCCUGUAUUGUAGCUGUUAAAAUCACGAUAACGCUAAUUGAGUCAAGUUAGCAUAAACAUGACAAGAUCAGCAAAAAUAGCCUAUGACUAAUCCACUAAGCGCGAUCCAUGUUCGCUGAUUUUUACUCGUUGAUCAGCUCCGCCAGUUUCAAAUAUUUCAUUGUAUCAAAUCACUGUGCGAACGAUGAGUAGCAAUGGAUUUAAAUGCAACUGGAGUUAUCCUGCCGGAGGUGAACGAAUAAGCGGUCUUUAAAGAUGGAUUUUGACGAAGGUGUUAAUCUUACCAAAGAAGCUACACAGAAAAUCCUGGACAAGCUGGUCUACAACAAACAUCCAGCCACUGUAACUGUGAUAGAGAUCGUGGCAGUGAUUGGUAUCGUAGUGUGGGGCGCGGGAUAUCGGCUUAUUAGGCCGUGUAUGUUCCUUGCUGGUUUCGUUUUGGGUUUUCUCAUUUUCUAUGUAUUUAGCCCGUUGAUUUUUAAGACGCAGCUCUGCUGUGGACCAAACGGCAAGGAAAUAGCUCAUGUUCUUUUCAGUGCGUUAGUCGGAGUGUUCGGCGGUUUCUUGGGAUGUCGGUUAUACAGACUUGGUGUGUUCACAAUAGGAGAGUGCUUAGGACUGAUUGUUGGACUGAUGAUACUAAGCACUCCUCUUUACAAAUACUUUCACAGUAAUAUUGCUUAUGCCGCCCUAAUGGCAUCAGUAUCACUUAUGUUUGGGUCGCUGGCUCACUUUUAUGAGAAACCAGUGGUUGUCAUAGCAACAGCUUGCGCUGGCUCGCUGGCUGUGCUUUAUGGGGCAGAUUAUUUUCUACGGACAAGUUUUUCUGUUACAAUAGAGAGCUCUCUGUUGCGAAUCAGGGACGUUCUUUGGGAUGGCCUGAGAUCAGAGCUCUCAAAUUGGACCUACAGGGCUAAAAUUCCGGACCAUCUGGCCGUCCGUUUUACCAGUAACUCCAUCCCAGUGUUUGUGUGUUGGGGUGUUAGUACAGCUGUAGGAGUCGCAAUACAGUACAAGAUAACAGCUAGCAACUUAAACAGUGGAUCCAGUCUCCUACAGUUCUGCAACUGCUGUGAUAGACCCAGACCAGACAGAUGACAUAUCACAUGGUCAUCACGUGCCACGCAAGCUGGUCAAUAAUCAGAAAACACUGAUGACAUAUGAUCAGCUUGCCACGUGCAAGUCAAUUGGCCCAUAGUCAUACACGACUGCUUGGCAAUCGUGGGCUUUUCAAGUUCAACUAAUUUGGCCAAUCAUCAAACACGACUGUAAAUAAAUCACUAGCUCGUCACGUGUACCCUUAACCAAUCAAUCAUCAUGCCCGACUGUAAACCAUGAGCUUGUCACAUGCAACACAAACUAGCCAAUCAUCAUACGCGAAUGGAGAUCAUAA
This is a messenger RNA of Orbicella faveolata, 1679 nucleotides long. RefSeq lists its product as uncharacterized. The record is from RefSeq and is a predicted model, not a curated record. NCBI's taxonomy places the organism in Eukaryota, Metazoa, Cnidaria, Anthozoa, Scleractinia, Merulinidae. Gene Ontology annotation, cellular component: plasma membrane.